AUGGGUGGCGGUGGCCUUGGCGGCAUGGGAGGCAUGGGUGGCUUCGGAGCUACCAUGGGCGGCAUGGGUGCCAUGGGUGGCUUUGGAGCUACCAUGGAGACCAUGGGAGGCAUGGGUGGCUUUGGAGCACCUCCGGGCGCCAUGGCUGGCAUGGAAGGCAUGAGUUUUGCGUCUCUCAUCGGAGGCAUGGGUGCACCUCCGCCCGCCAUGGUCGGAAUGUCUUCCGGUGUGCCUCACACACCUUCCCAUGAAGAUGCCGUUGAAGAUCUUGCCUACACCGUCCGAGCUUCACGUGAUGCGGCGCGCGACAAUGAUGAAGAGGAGGAGGAAGAAUCGUCUUCGGAGGAGUCGGAUGAAUCGGAGGAAGAUGAGGACGAGUCUUGA
Aegilops tauschii subsp. strangulata is the source of this 384-nucleotide messenger RNA. NCBI's taxonomy places the organism in Eukaryota, Viridiplantae, Streptophyta, Magnoliopsida, Poales, Poaceae. The record is from RefSeq and is a predicted model, not a curated record.